AUGGCUUUAGACGUUAUGUCAAUAAAACAAAAAAAAAUUAAGAGUGGCUCGGGAGCUAUUAAACUACGACAGUAUGUUUACUAUCAUCAGUUGUCAUUCUUGUUGCCAUUGACGGAGGAGAAAGCUGGUACUGCAGAUAGUUUGGAAAAUGAAUCGACUGAAGAUGCAGCUACUGAAGAGAAAAUACCACAGCGUGGUCGUAAGAGGACUAGUACGUCCAAAGAAGACAAUUUAAUUACACAACUGGCGAUAAAUUUGAAUAAAAAAUACAACGAAACUACAUUUGAUGAUAAAACCGAUGAUGACAAAUUAUUUCUUAUGGCUCUACACGGUGACUUUAAAAAAAUUUCUGACGACUACAAAUUAGAUGCUAAGACAGACAUACUGAAAGUUAUAAAAAAAUUCAAAGUGUUAUCCUCUGACGUCAAUUUAUAUUCUAAUCAGACCUCAUUACGCUCACAGUUUAACUAUCACCAGCCCUCAUACUCGCAGUUCAGCCAUCAGUCAUCGUCAUCCUACUCGCAGCCAAGCUAUGAUGAUUUCAGUAGUGGCUACAAUACUGGACCUCCUCAAGCAUCUACCAAUCGACCACUACAAACUGAUAUCACCAUUGGCUACAGCACUGGAGUUCCUCAAGCAUGUACCAGCCGACCACUACAAACUACGAGACUUGAAGAAACAGAUGUUUUGUCUCCUGCUGAUACUGAAGCAUCGCAGUCGUCGAUACAUAGCAUUUUCUGA
Molecule: messenger RNA, 741 nt
Organism: Parnassius apollo (apollo)
Lineage: Eukaryota; Metazoa; Arthropoda; Insecta; Lepidoptera; Papilionidae
Source: the annotation of a GenBank genome assembly